This is a messenger RNA of Daldinia loculata, 1213 nucleotides long. RefSeq names its product 60S ribosomal protein L5. Gene Ontology annotation, molecular function: structural constituent of ribosome; 5S rRNA binding. Gene Ontology annotation, cellular component: ribosome; cytosolic large ribosomal subunit. Gene Ontology annotation, biological process: translation; ribosomal large subunit assembly. Lineage: Eukaryota; Fungi; Ascomycota; Sordariomycetes; Xylariales; Hypoxylaceae. The transcript has 3 exons. The record is from RefSeq and is a predicted model, not a curated record. Bases 182 to 1087 code for a protein of 301 amino acids.
CAGUUUGAGACUUUCUGAUUCGUACCCCACCAAAGCAAAGGUUCACAAGCGAAUUUUAGCCCACAUCCACUACAAUUACGCCCACAACUUUUCUCUUGUCGCAACUUUCAUCUUUUUCCCCAACUCCAACCCUUUCGACAACCGUGCUGAUUAUAUUCGCCCAUCAGCCAAUUCAAUCAAGAUGGCGUUCACAAAGUCAGUCAAGAGUAGUGCCUACUACAGCCGCUUCCAGACCAAGUACAGGCGCCGUCGUGAGGGAAAGACCGACUACUAUGCCCGUAAGCGCCUGAUCACCCAGGCCAAGAACAAGUACAACGCCCCCAAGUACCGCCUGGUUGUCCGCUUCACCAACCGCGACAUCAUCACUCAGAUCGUCACCUCUGAAAUCUCCGGUGACAAGGUCUUCGCCGCUGCCUACUCCCACGAACUCAAGGCCUACGGCAUCGAGCACGGUCUUACCAACUGGGCUGCCUCCUACGCCACUGGCCUGCUCCUUGCUCGCCGUGUCCUCAAGAAGCUCGGCCUCGACGAGACCUUCUCUGGUGUUGAGGAGCCGGAUGGAGAGUACACCCUGACCGAGGCCGCCGAGCACGAUGGUGAAGAGCGCCGACCCUUCAAGGCCUUCCUUGAUGUUGGUCUUGCCCGAACCUCCACUGGUGCCCGUAUCUUCGGUGUCAUGAAGGGUGCUUCCGACGGUGGUAUCCUAGUCCCCCACUCCGAGAACCGAUUCCCCGGUUUCGAUAUGGAGUCCAAGGAGCUUGACGCCGAGACCCUGAAGAAGUACAUCUACGGUGGUCACGUUGCCGAGUACAUGGAGACCCUAGCCGAUGACGACGAGGAACGAUACAAGAGCCAGUUCCAGAAGUACCUCGACGACGACAUUGAGGCUGACGGUCUUGAGGAACUAUACACCGAGGCCCACUCCGCUAUCCGAGAGGACCCCUUCAAGAAGGCUGAGAGCGAUGCCCCCAAGAAGAGCAAGGAUGAGUGGAAGGCAGAGUCCAAGAAGUUCAGGACUCCCAAGUCCACCAAGGAGGAGAAGCGCGAGAGGGUCAAGGCUAGAAUUGCCCAGCUCCGCGAGGAAUAAGCGGCUGGGUUCUGGGAAAGGAUAAAAAUGUCACUCCGUAUUUACGGUUGUCUUCAGGCAUCGGAGUUCAUAGGGAUGGCUUAUUGACGGGUUACUAAACGAAUUAAUGAAGUUUAUCGACCGUCA